AUGAGCGGUCUUCGAUUCCUCGAUCUCAUUAAACCCUUUACGCCCCUCCUUCCCGAGGUGGCAGCCCCCGAAUCCAAAAUUCCAUUCAAUCAGAAAUUGAUGUGGACAGGAUGUACACUUCUAAUCUUCCUGGUCAUGAGCCAAAUGCCUCUAUAUGGCAUUGUCUCGUCCGACACGUCGGACCCCAUUUACUGGCUACGUAUGAUGUUGGCCAGUAACCGGGGAACACUGAUGGAAUUGGGAACAACACCCAUUAUUUCUUCUGGAAUGGUGUUCCAACUUCUCGCCGGUACUCAUCUCAUCGAUGUCAACCUCGACCUCAAAUCCGAUCGCGAAUUGUACCAAACGGCGCAAAAACUGUUCGCAAUCAUUCUCUCUUUCGGCCAAGCUUGCGUUUUCGUCCUCACUGGUCUCUAUGGACAACCAAGCGACCUUGGUGCUGGAAUCUGUCUCCUCCUGAUUGUUCAGCUGGUUAUUGCUGGAUUGGUGGUCAUUCUCCUGGACGAGCUGCUCCAAAAGGGAUACGGCCUUGGAUCUGGAAUCUCAUUGUUCAUUGCCACCAACAUUUGUGAAUCCAUCAUCUGGAAGGCAUUCUCUCCCACCACCAUCGACACGGGCCGUGGAAAGGAGUUCGAAGGUGCGGUCAUUGCUCUUUUCCACCUCCUCGUUACCCGGUCAGAUAAGACUCGUGCCCUCCGUGAAGCCUUCUACCGACAACAUCUACCUAACAUCAUGAAUCUUCUUGCAACUUUGACUGUCUUCGCUGCCGUCAUUUAUCUCCAAGGUUUCCGCGUCGAGAUUCCAGUCAAGUCCUCCCGCCAACGAGGUAUGCGAAGUUCGUUUCCCGUCCGCCUCUUUUACACUUCCAACAUGCCUAUUAUGCUGCAAUCGGCUCUCGCAUCCAACAUCUUCAUGAUCAGUCAGAUGCUCUACACUCGAUUCUCGGACAACUUGUUGGUCAAGCUGUUUGGUACCUGGGAACCGAGAGAAGGGUCUUCCCAACUCUAUGCCUCUGGUGGAAUUGCCUACUACAUGUCGCCUCCUCUCAACUUCGCUGACGCUCUCCUCGACCCAAUUCACACCGUCAUCUAUAUUACAUUCAUCAUCGUCACUUGUGCCGUUUUCUCCAAGACCUGGAUCGAAGUGUCCGGCUCCGCUCCCCGCGAUGUCGCCAAAACACUUAAGGAACAGGGACUGGUAAUGGCUGGACACCGUGAACAAAGUAUGUACAAGGAAUUGAAGCGAGUCAUUCCCACAGCUGCAGCUUUCGGUGGGGCCUGCAUCGGAGCCCUCUCGGUUGCCAGUGACAUGCUCGGAGCCCUGGGGAGCGGAACUAGUAUUCUCCUAGCUGUCACAAUCAUCUACGGCUACUUCGAGAUCGCUGCCAAGGAAGGUGAUUUCGGUGGGAACCUAAAAGGGCUAAUUGCAUAG
Messenger RNA from Rhinocladiella mackenziei CBS 650.93, 1431 nucleotides. Its product is annotated as protein transporter SEC61 subunit alpha. Gene Ontology annotation, molecular function: transmembrane protein transporter activity; signal sequence receptor activity; ribosome binding. Gene Ontology annotation, biological process: SRP-dependent cotranslational protein targeting to membrane, translocation; post-translational protein targeting to membrane, translocation. The record is from RefSeq and is a predicted model, not a curated record. NCBI's taxonomy places the organism in Eukaryota, Fungi, Ascomycota, Eurotiomycetes, Chaetothyriales, Herpotrichiellaceae. Gene Ontology annotation, cellular component: Sec61 translocon complex; membrane. Bases 1 to 1431 code for a protein of 476 amino acids. The transcript has 4 exons.